Messenger RNA from Talaromyces atroroseus, 1191 nucleotides. RefSeq names its product putative RNA-binding protein. Lineage: Eukaryota; Fungi; Ascomycota; Eurotiomycetes; Eurotiales; Trichocomaceae. The record is from RefSeq and is a predicted model, not a curated record. Gene Ontology annotation, biological process: mRNA splice site recognition. The coding region runs from base 1 to 1191 and encodes 396 amino acids. The transcript has 4 exons. Gene Ontology annotation, cellular component: cytosol. Gene Ontology annotation, molecular function: mRNA binding.
AUGUCUUUCCAGAACUACGAAUUCCAGAACCAACAGGACGCCGGCGCUCCCACCGGUGCUCCAGCUCCAGCGGACACUAAUAUGACCGGUCAAGCUGACCCUUCCCCUGCGCCUUUCGCCAGCGGCACUCCUGGUGAACCUAAUGCUGCGCCAGUUCCUCAGCAGGGAGGUGAGGGCAAGACCACUCUUUGGAUGGGUGAACUUGAGCCUUGGAUUGAUGAGAACUUCAUUCGUAACUUGUGGUUCCAGAUGGGCGAACAGGUCAACGUUAAGAUGAUUCGCGACAAGUUUUCCGGCAGAAGCAACGCUGGUUACUGCUUUGUCGACUUCGCUUCCCCCGCUGCCGCUGCCAAGGCCCUCACCCUCAACGGUACCCCCAUGCCAAACACCACCCGCGCAUUCAAGCUCAACUGGGCUACUGGAGGUGGUCUCGCUGACCGCGGCCGUGAUGAGCGUGGACCUGAAUACUCGAUCUUCGUUGGCGACCUUGGCCCGGAAGUCAACGAAUACGUUCUCGUGUCUCUUUUCCAGAGCCGCUUCCCAUCUUGCAAGUCCGCUAAGAUCAUGACUGACCCCAUCAGCGGCAUGUCUCGUGGCUACGGCUUCGUUCGCUUCUCCGACGAAAACGACCAGCAGCGCGCAUUGAGUGAGAUGCAGGGUGUCUACUGUGGCAACCGUCCCAUGCGCAUCUCCACUGCCACGCCUAAGAACAAGGGUCCUGGUGUUGGUCCUGGCGGUGGUAUGGGUAUGCCUGGCCCUGCUGGUGGUAUCUAUCCACCCGCCAUGGGCGGUCCUCCUAUGGGUUUCUACGGUGCCCCCCAGCCCAUGAACCAGUUCACUGACCCUAACAACACCACCGUCUUUGUUGGAGGUCUUUCUGGCUACGUCACCGAGGACGAGCUUCGUUCCUUCUUCCAGGGAUUCGGCGAGAUUACCUACGUCAAGAUCCCUCCUGGAAAGGGCUGCGGUUUCGUCCAGUUCGUUCAGCGUCACGCUGCGGAGAUGGCCAUUAACCAGAUGCAGGGCUACCCCAUUGGUAACUCUCGCGUCCGCUUGAGCUGGGGUCGUUCUCAAAACAACUCGGGCCCUGCUGGAACCCCCUACCGCCCAGCUCCCCCCCCUCCCAUUUACCCUAACAUGGGCAUCCCCCCUGCUCACCAGUACGGCGGCAACUUUGCUCCCAUGAAGUAA